CUUCUCCAACCGUCUGAUGACUUCUACAAUAUUUGUUUUACAGCUUGUGAAUCCGGGUGAAGAUCUGAACAUUAUAUAUGUUACAGAGACAUAUGUGAGGGGUGAUGAGCAGAGUACAGAGGACAUUCCUACAGAUAACUGCCCAGAUGACUGUACCAGGAACUUAGACAAACAUCUGGUAUCUUCAGAUUUUGAAGUAGAUGAUUGUGGCAUCACACGAUAUACAUUUGAAGAUCAUGCCAAUAUGCAAGAUAUACCCUCAUCCAAUCAAAGCAACAAUGCAUCAUUUGAUUCUUUUAAACAGGUCCGAUCUUCUGAUUCAUCACAGACUGUAACACAGAAUAAAAGUCACAGAAAACGUGCUAAACAUCAAACAGCUCACGUAAAAGAGAAACCAUUUUCAUGUUUAGAAUGUGGAAAAUGUUUUAGAUUUAAAUCGGGUAUUGUUAGACAUGAGCGAAUUCACACAGGGGAGAAGCCAUUUUCAUGUUCAGAAUGUGGGAAAUGUUUUCACCAACAAUCACAUCUUGUUAUACAUCAAAGAAAUCACACAGGGGAGAAGCCAUUUUCAUGUUCAGAAUGUGAGAAAUGUUUUAAGCAGAAAUCAGCUCUUGUUAUACAUCAGAGAGUUCACACAGGGGAGAAGCCAUUUUCAUGUUCAGAAUGUGGGAAAUGUUUUAAGACGAAAUCAGCUCUUGUUAUACAUCAGAGAAAUCACACAGGGGAGAAGCCAUUUUCAUGUUCAGAAUGUGGAAAAUGUUUUAAGCAGAAAUGGGCUUUUAUUGUACAUCAGAGAAGUCACACAGGAGUGAAGACAUUUUCAUGUUCAGAAUGUGGGAAAUUUUUUAAGAUGAAAUCAGAACUUGUUAUACAUCAGAGAAAUCACACAGGGGAGAAGCCAUUUUCAUGUUCAGACUGUGGGAAAUGUUUUAAGCAGAAAUCAGCUCUUGUUAUACAUCAGAGAGUUCACACAGGGGAGAAGCCAUUUUCAUGUUCAGAAUGUGGAAAACGUUUUAAGCAGAAAUGGGCUUUUAUUGUACAUCAGAGAGUUCACACAGGGGAGAAGCCAUUUUCAUGUUCAGAAUGUGGGAAAUGUUUUAAGCAGAAAUGGGCUUUUAUUGUACAUCAGAGAAAUCACACAGGGGAGAAGCCAUUUUCAUGUUCAGAAUGUGGGAAAUGUUUUAAGCAGAAAUCACAUCUUGUUGAACAUCAGAGAAAUCACACAGGAGAGAAGCCAUUUUCAUGUUCAGAAUGUGGGAAAUGUUUUAAGAUGAAAUCAGAACUUGUUAUUCAUCAGAGAAAUCACACAGGGGAGAAGCCAUUUUCAUGUUCAGAAUGUGAGAAAUGUUUUACCAAUACAUCAUCUCUAUUUAAACAUCAGAGAACUCACACAGGGGAGAAGCCAUUUUCAUGUUCAGAAUGUGGGAAAUGUUUUAAAAUGAAAUCAGAACUUGUUAUAGAUCAGAGAAAUCACACAGGGGAGAAGCCAUUUUCCUGUUCAGAAUGUGAGAAAUGUUUUACCAAUACAUCAUCUCUAUUUAAACAACAGAGAACUCGCAUAGGGGAAAAGCCAUUUUCACGUUCAGAAUGUGGGAAAUUUUUUAACCAUAAAUCAUCUCUUGUUAAACAUCAAAAAACCCACAUAUAA
Molecule: messenger RNA, 1648 nt
Organism: Bufo bufo (common toad)
Lineage: Eukaryota; Metazoa; Chordata; Amphibia; Anura; Bufonidae
Product: zinc finger protein OZF-like
Exons: 2
Coding region: 17-1648 (543 amino acids)
Biological process (GO): regulation of transcription by RNA polymerase II; central nervous system development
Cellular component (GO): nucleus
Molecular function (GO): DNA-binding transcription factor activity, RNA polymerase II-specific; RNA polymerase II cis-regulatory region sequence-specific DNA binding
Source: RefSeq, a predicted model, not a curated record